GUGACAUCAAAUUGGUUGAGUGCCCAGAGGUAGUGAUGAUGAUGAUGAUGAUGAUGAUGAUGAUGAUUAUGACCUGUUGCUGAAAUGCAUGGGAAAGACGUGGCAACAUGUCCUGUCCCCAGUUGAUCUGGUUGAUUUUGUGAUGAGGGUGCUAGCUUUUUGGCCAAUGUGUGGUGGUCAUUUGUCCGUGUGAGAAAGGACCUGUGGUGGCCACAUGUCCAUGUGAGAAAGGACCUGUGAUGGCCACAUGUCCAUGUAAGAAAGGCCCUGUGGUGGCCACAUGUCCAUGUGAGAAAGGACCUGUGGUGGCCACAUGUCCGUGUGAGUGAAUGUACUUGAUCAGAGGAAGGACAACCUGCUGGCAAAUCUGCGAUAUGAGUUGGUGUUGCAGACAGUCUGUUCAGAUCGGUGGCUAAUCUAUUGCAGAUCAUGAUGAGGCAGUUGAGCCCCUUUCGAUCGAGUGGUUGAUAUCUGCAGUAUUCAUGGUAAAAAAAAUGAUUGGCUGAUUAUGUGGUCUGGAGUCAUAGUCAGCUGUUAAGGGUAUGUGGACAGCAUUUGGUAGGUGCGAUUGAAUCUGUCCUAUCUGUUGUAUUGGUCAGCCACCCGCACCAUCGACAGGGGCACACGUCAGAGGGAGAGGCUCUGAUCACCUUCUGGUUGAUUGAUUGAUUCAUUAGUCGAUUGCCUUAUCGAUUGGGUAAUGAAUGAAUUGAUCGGUGGUUGGUUGGUUGGCUGGUUGGUUGGCUGAUUUGAUUGAUUGGUUGAUUGAUUGAUUGAUUGAUUGAUUGAUUGAUUGGUUGGUUGGUUGGCUGGUUGAUGGAUUGAUUGAUUAAUUGGAUUGAUUGAUUGAUUGAGUUUUUUUUAUUUGAUUGACUGGUUCCGUUACGGAUGGAGGGGGUAGUGUUGCGGUUGUUACGCCUAUCACACUCGUCAGCUGUCAGGCGAGCGGGAGUGGAUUUGUCAAGCUGUCGAUGGGUAGCUUGCAGGUCGAGACAUCUCUUUUGGGGUGGUCGGUGCUGUUGCCAUUCUUUUCAGCGUCCAAGUCAAACGAGUAGGUCAUGGACCAUAGCUGAUGUGGACCUGCUUCGUCAUCGACUUUUCCACGGUUCUGCAGGGUACAGCAUGUUCCAGCUCAGGGCUUAUUGCAAUCGUGGCAGCCAAGAGGGAUCGAGCAGUCCUUUAGCAGAAAUAGAGGUGGAUGUGAACGACUGUGCUUUGCAAGAGCCAGAUCAUCUGCGGAGCAGCAGGUCAGCAAAGGAGCAGUCAGGGGAAGGGCGUGCUGACGCGAAACACAAACAUUUGUCAAGAGAGGCAAAUGCAGCCAAGGAACAGAAUGCGGAGCACACAGCCAAGGCAAAGUUCGAUACAAAGGGAGAACAAUUGUAUCAACCCGGCAAAACAGGUCAGGAACGGAAUGCAGGACCGGCGGAGGGGGGUCAUCUUCUUGAUCUUGAAGGAGGACAUUUGACUUUGUCAAAAGAUGCGGCAGGUGUCCAGGAACAGAAUGUGGAACAGCCAGGAGAGCCACAUUAUGUUCCUGGACUGGAGAUGGAACAGAUGAGAGAGGCACAUUUUGUUCCUGGACCGGAUGUAGAACUGACGAGGAAGGCACAUUCGGUACCUGGAACGGAUGUGGAGCGGACAGGAGAGGCGUGUCUUGGUACGGAUGAAGAAAAAUUGUCAUUUGAGGUGAAAGAAGGUGCUGAGGAGCAGAAUGUAGAGGACAUGGUGGAGGUGUGUGUUGAUGCGAAUGAGCCACAACGACAUUGGGUAAAAGAUGUUCAAGAAGCCCAAGAAGAGAAUUUGCAAAAUGGUGGUAUUUCCAAUCCGGUGCCCAUAAGAAGGCUGAGUCCGGAUGAACUGAAGAAAAAGAAGGGUGUGAGGAAGCUUGCAGAGAUGCUGUUUCUUAUUCAAAAGGCAGAGAAAAAACGAGAUGCUGCACUGGCGAAGUUGAAAAAGAUGGAGGACGAUUAUGUUGAAGGCUUGAAGAAGUGCGCUGCAUCAAUUGAGAAGGACCCGGUGAUCUUAAGCGAAGAAGAUAGAAAGGCACUAAGGAAAAAGGGUCUGAGGCAAAAGUCCUAUCUCCCAGUGGGUCGGAGGGGUAUUUUCGGCGGAACGAUUGAGAACAUGCACCUGCACUGGAAGCGGCAUGAAGUCGUCAAAGUCGAGUUUUCCACCACGCCGAAGCACAUGAUGCGUGCGGUAGCAGAGCAGCUCGCUCGGCUCAGCGGCGGCAUACUGCUCGACAUCGUCAAUCGCAAUGAAGUCCUCGUAUACCGAGGAAAGAACUAUGAACGACCGCCGCAGAUUCGACCAAAGCAAAUGAUCAGCAAACGACAGUGUAUCCAUGAAGUCCAUGGACAAGCUUUCACCAGGCCUUUCCGAAAUCGGAAGGGGCUUCAGGAGCCCAAGAGGAGCCUGGGUUGCGAAACAGCAGGCUGCGCGGUAACGGCAACCUGCAACGUAGAUUGGGUAAACACUGUCUGUACAGGAACCUGCAAACUAGAUCCUGCUGAUAACCCUCCUGAUAGCGGCAUGCCCAGGGAAACGAUAGCGACCGAUGAUGGGGCUACAUAUGGGGAUACCCCGGUCACCGGUGGGACAAAAGGAGGAGGCUGUGCAGGCAAGCGAGUACUCUGGCGCCAAAAGCGUCAUGAUCACACCCUCGUCGUCUUUGAUGACGAAACUGUGGAGAGGUGGCCAUUGGAGGCCGAGGGUGUGACGAGCAGCAAUGAGUCCGGAAAGGGGGACGUCAAUGCUGCCGUGGUCAAUAAGGGAGGACCACGACCGCCAGGAAAAAGGAGGAGACCGCGCUCGUUCCCGGAGCAUCCUGGUAUUGCGGCCGGAAAGCCCUGGGAGAAGAUGGACGUAGACCAAAAGACUUGGCAAGAACGGAUGGACAAUGCGCAGUGCCUAAAAUUGCCACGUCAGCAGUGUCACGUCAGCAAUAGUGCCACGUCAGCAGUGCCACGUCAGCAGUGCCACAUCAGCAGUGCCACAGUGCCACAUCAGCAGUGCCCCGCCGCCGUGACGGGCUCAGUUCUGGGCAUGCCAGGCCAACUGGCAAAUGAGUCCAUUGCCGAGUACCGACAACGGUUCGAAACUCUUUUCGCACUAAUCGCGGCUGAGGAACAGCGCCAGCUGGCAGCCGAGGCUAUGCGCCUACAGGCUGAAGCGGCAGCAACAGCUGAGAAGGAGCGGCUUCAGGCCGAAGCAGACGCAGAUACCCAGGCACGCCGCAAGGAAGCCAAGGAUCUGCUACAGCGGCAUGAAGCCACCAACAUCGAAAGGCUCAAGUUUUGGCACUUUGAACCAUUCGAGGAGCACGACGACGCGACACCAGAGGAGCAACACAGGGAAUUCAUGGCCAAACUCGUGACUCGGUUGGUCUACACUUGUAACCACCUGCAGUCGGAGCUGGUCUUGGAGCAAGUUGCACCAAGACCGGAGGCUGGCGAGUCCAACAGUGCACCCUCUGCCCGUCAACUGGAGCAAUGCGUCGACCACGUCGUCGCAAUGCUCGGCGACAUCAGCACCUUCGCCGCGCCAACCACCAUCAGCAAACAGUUGGACACCUUGAAGACCGAGGUCCAGCAACUGCAGCUGCCUAACAAGGAUGGCAACAGCACAACACAUUAUAAGAUGCCGACAUUCCAAAUUGAGAAAUUCGAUGACUACACGCAUCAAGACCUUGUCCUCUGGUGGGAGGGCUUUACAACGCAACUUCGGAUUCUGUUCGUCGCCAAGCACGCAUACAUUUGCGCCCUGUUUCUCAACUCAAAGGGCGGAUGCCAGAUCUGGUUAAGCCACCUGGCAACCGUCCACGGCGUCGACGUCGCAGAUCUGAAGGAUAAGAUUUCAUGGGAAGAGCUAACACGGCUGUGGAAGAAGCGGUUCAUCGUGGACGACACACCUGCACUCGCCAUCAACCGUCUCUUUGGCAUGACGCAAGGCAACACAGCAACACGUGACUGGCUCAUGGAAUGGCAGAAGAUCGCAGCAACGCCCGAUCUUGACUUGCCAUUUUCGCAUCUGCGCUGCGAGUUCUACAACAGGUCAUGUGCCGCAUUGAGCCUUGCACUUGUUGAUCGUGACCAAUAUGCAACCUUCGCUGAAAUCAUUGACAAGGCGAGGGAGAUCAUCAAGACCAACAGGGCAGCUGCACAUGAGAAGUCAACAUGGCAGCCAACCUAUGUGGAGAAGGUGAGAACUCUUCCUCGACUGCAGCAUGUCGCUGCAGCCCAAUCGGACAACAUUGUGGAAGACCCGGCAGCCACCCAAGCGUCACUACCAACUCCGUUGAUGGACGCCAGAGUAGAGGAUGUCGACCUUCACGCCUACAUUGCGAGGAUCGACCGCGAGUUCAAGACGCAACGCCGGCGUUUGGACGAGCAUGUGGAACACCUGCGCACCGGUUUGGAGCGGCUACGACAAGCCAAGUACAAAGCCAACCGCGACAAAUGCGAAUUCGCGCGGCAGGAGCUGGAGUACUUGGGACAUUAUGUGUCGCCGCAAGACAUCCGUCCGCUUGCGGACAAGAUCGAGGCAAUCCGCGUAUGGCCCGAGCCCACCAACACCACGGACGUUCGCUCAUUCAUGGGGUUGGUGGGUUACUAUCAGCGAUUCAUCAUCGGAUACUCACGGAUUGCCGCACCUAUGACGAGAUUACAAUCGUCAAAGGUGCCAUUCGUAUUCGAUGACGACGCACGCUGGUCAUUCCAAGCACUCAAGACGGCCAUGCUCAUGGCACCCGUCCUUAGCAUCUAUGACCCCACCCUGCCUACGAGAGUGACAACCGACGCUUCCGGCUAUGGCAUUGGGGCAGUCUUGGAACAACGCGACGGCGACGACUGGCACCCUGUGGAGUAUUUCAGCCACAAAGUGCCUCCCAUCAAUUCGCUUGAUGAUGCAAGGAAGGAGCUGCUCGCGUUCGUGAUGGCUCUCAAGCGAUGGCGGCACUUCCUCCUUGGGCGUCGUAGGUUCGCAUGGGUUACGGACAACAACCCACUAACUUACUACAAGACGCAGGGUACGGAGAGCAGCACGAUCGGACGAUGGAUGUACUUCAUCGACCAACUUGACUUCACACUGAAACAUCUCCCCGGCCUCUCCAAUCGCGCAGCAGAUGCACUCUCACGAAGACCUGAUCUUUGCGCUAUGACAGAUCAUGCCUUCGCAUUCGACGGUCGACACUUCAUCCGGACUUCGCCACGUUGUAUGCGCAGCUAUCUUCGGAUCACCCGCCAGCCAGCCUCUAUCGCAUUGUCGACGGGUACUUGCUCCUCCACUCGAGAGGCAAGGACUUAUUGUGUGUCCCACGAGACCGUUGUCUUCGGACUCGCCUUCUCGGGGAGUACCAUGACUCGCGACUCGCCGGCCAGUUCGGAGUCAACCAAACUAUUGCACGGCUUCGACAACGAUUCCGAUGGCCCGACCUCAUUACCGAUGUCACUCGGUAUUGCGACUCUUGCGAAGUUUGCCGACGAAGUAAGCCCCGCAAUCGCAACCCCUACGGCGCUGGAGAAAUCGAUCUUGGAGCAGCGAGUAGGGGACAUCAAUCGACAUAUUAGAAAGCUUCAGGAAGAAUUGGAGCUGGAAGCCCACACCUUACUCGUUGUGCCGUCAGAUGUCAAGAUGCUUCUUCAUGACCUUGGUGUAUCAACAGAAGCGGAGCUAGAAAAGAAACGUGAAAGACGUCAGAGGAGGUUGAACCUUUUCAAGUCGGACAACCAACAGGAUGAGUCAUCUGAAAACUCCGACAUCCCAAUCUCUGACACUACUUCACCAGCAACAGGAGUUAGUGAAGGUGCAGGUACAACAGCCCAUGAGCACACUGUAUUGCCAUUGUCAUCAUCAUUGUGAUUGUCAUUAUCAUCAUCAUCGUCGUUGUCAUCAACAUUGUCACCGUUAACACGUCAUCAUCAUUAUCAACAUCUUGACAAUCUGUUGAUUAGGUAUGGAGAUGGAGGACUAGAAAGGAGAUAGAGGCCAUCCUGUCGAAAAUGACCGACCACAAUGAGGCAAUGGGAGCGGAUGGUGAAUUGUGAGGAGCAUUAGCUAUACUUCGAGAGGCUUUUUGUGUACAUCAGCUUACAACUUUUACAGUUUUCCCUUUAUUUUUUUCCUUUUUUUUAAUGUUUUUUUUAAUCAAGAGAGCUCCAAGCU
Molecule: messenger RNA, 6165 nt
Organism: Chara braunii
Lineage: Eukaryota; Viridiplantae; Streptophyta; Charophyceae; Charales; Characeae
Source: the annotation of a GenBank genome assembly